GAAGUAAGCUUCCUUUGUUUCAUAGUCCUUCAAGCUAAGAUUGAAGACUCCCCCCACCCUUCUCUCUCUCUCUUCCCAUCUUAUAUUAUUAUAAUUUGAAGUUGUAAUCGAUUAUGACAUAUAUAUAUGUCUAUAUCUACCUCUCAUCUUGAGUGAAAGGAAUAUAUAGUAGAAAAAGCAUAGUAAAGAAUGAAAUAUACCCCACAGCAACAACAACCCUCUGCCUAAUCUGCCUCUUACCCUCUCCCUCUCCCUAAAUCCUCAUAGAAAAUUAAAGUUUUCCACAUAUUCAGAUUUCUAAUUCAUUUCUGAUAUAUAUUUUUUCAUGUUUCUCUAAGAAGCUCAAGUUGAAAUGAUAUAUAGUGAUGAUGGAAUCAUGGCUGAAAAACGGUUCAUAAGAGGUGAUGGAAAUAUGCUGUAGCUUCAGAAGAUCUCACCAGAACCAGAAGAAACAACAACCAAGAUGAAAUAUAUGAAACUCGGAACAAAACCAGAUACUUUCUACACUGAAGAGGCCACAAGGUCAAUAUUGACAGAUGUGCCAACUGAUCUUAUCAUACAAAUUAACAAUACAAGGUAUCUUCUACAUAAGUUUCCGCUUCUUCUGAAAUGUGGCUUACUCCAACGGCUAUGGUCAGAACCAGACAAAGAUGGUCAUCCAGCUCCUAUCUUACUCCUCAAUUUCCCGGGCGGCGAGCCGGCCUUCGAACUCUGUGCUAAGUUCUGUUACAAUAUCUCCAUUAGCCUCAGUGCUCAUAACUUCAUUCAAGCCAUGGCUGCCGCCAUGCAUCUUCGCAUGACUGAAUCAGUUUCCAGAGGAAAUCUAAUUAUCAAACUAGAAGGUUUCUUCAAUUCCUGUAUUCUCUAUGGAUGGAAAGACUCAAUUAUUACUCUCCAGAAUGCUGGUAUUAUGAACUGGUACGAUGAUCAGAGAAUCAUACAAACUUGUCUAGACUCCAUUGUUGAUAAAAUCCUCACAUCUCCAUCACAAGUUACUUGGUCUUAUACUUACACAAGGCCAGGUUUUAGCAGAAAGAAGCAUAAUUCUGCUCCAAAAGAUUGGUGGACUGAAGAUAUAUCUGAUCUGAAUAUUGAUCUAUUCUGCUCAGUCAUUUAUGCUAUCAGAUCAAAAAAACAGCUUCCUUCAGCUCUAAUUGGAGAAGCAAUUCAUGUCUUUGCAUGUAAACAACUCCCAGAUCCAGAUGAAUUUAAUUCAGCUCAAAGUUUGAGUAAAUAUGAACAUGAAACUAUGGCGAAGAAUCAAAGAGUGCUUGAAUCUACUGUUAGUUUGAUUCCAUCUGAGCCUGGUUCUGUCUCAGGGAAAUUCUUUGUAAGAUUGCUCAAAAUUGCUAAUUUAGUUGGUGCUUCUCCUUCUGUUAAGGCUGAGUUAGUGAGAGGAUGUGGUCGUCAACUUGAUGAAAUUGAACCAAAUGAUCUUAUCUUUCAUUCUUUGAAUUUGCCACAUUCAUUUGAUAUUGAUAUUGUGGAAACCAUAUUGGAUAAUUUCUUAAGACAAUUCACUCGUCCGCCAUUAAAUGAAGAAGAAAGUGAGCGCAGGCUUAGUGCAAUGAAAAGGGUGGCACUGAUCUUUGAUUCUUAUCUGGAGAUUAUCGCUCAUGAUUCUGACCUUUCAGCCUCUAAAUUUCUUGAUCUUGCUCUUAUAUUGCCAGAGAUAGCCAGACAGAAACAUGAUGGACUUUAUAGAGCAAUUGAUACUUUCAUCAAGGAACACCCAGAGCUUAGCAAGAGUGAUCGAAAGCAACUGUGCAGAGUAAUUGACUGUGAGAAGCUUUCAGCAGAAGCGAGAUCACACGCAAUAGCAAAUGAAAGGAUGCCAUUGAGAACAAUUGUUCAGCUCUUAUACAUACAGCAAGAUAAAGUUACUGGAACCCCACAUGGACCACUCAAACGCCAUUCUCUUGAUCCUCUGAACAUCCAUAAGCAAGCAACAAAGAUGGAAGCUAGAGAAGAAAUAAGAGCUGAAGAGAGGGUGUUUAAAGUGGAUCCAAAGGUGGCAAAGGUAGCUGAAGCUUCUUCCAAUGUAGUUAAAACAAGUGUAAGAGGUCACACCAGAGAACAGAAGAAAAAGAUGAUAUGAAAAGCAUUAGUACUUGAGUAUAUAUAUAUAUGAUUUUUUUUUACAUGUUCAAGUUCUAUAGUACUUAACAAUCAAAUAUUCUUUUAAAUCAAUAGGUCA
Molecule: messenger RNA, 2197 nt
Organism: Dendrobium catenatum
Lineage: Eukaryota; Viridiplantae; Streptophyta; Magnoliopsida; Asparagales; Orchidaceae
Product: BTB/POZ domain-containing protein At5g47800
Exons: 6
Coding region: 464-2098 (544 amino acids)
Source: RefSeq, a predicted model, not a curated record